Molecule: messenger RNA, 1262 nt
Organism: Mangifera indica (mango)
Lineage: Eukaryota; Viridiplantae; Streptophyta; Magnoliopsida; Sapindales; Anacardiaceae
Product: deSI-like protein At4g17486
Exons: 3
Coding region: 379-1053 (224 amino acids)
Biological process (GO): protein deubiquitination
Molecular function (GO): deubiquitinase activity
Source: RefSeq, a predicted model, not a curated record
AAAAUUCUAAAAAUCCCAUUUCUGUUGUUUUCUUCAACUUCAGGUCUUCAUUUCAACAACUCUAUACUUGUAUAACUAUCUUGGUCUGAAUUAAAAAUAUCGGUGUGGCACAACCUGCCGCCGGUUGUAACCAUUAUCAGAAGAUUCUCAUUCUCUUUAUCAGAUUUUCCUUCAUUUUUAUUUGUUUUUAUUUAAUCACGCUAUAAUUUCCCACUAUUAUAUUUUCAGCUUUCUUAAUCUCUUCUCUGGGUUUAACAUGAUUUGCUUGAUUUGACGUAUGUUGAAAAGGACCCCUAGUCUCAUUUUUUCUCUUGGCACAAAGUCUUCAGUUUGGUGAUAUAAUUUAACAAACAAGAAAGAAAACUUUUAAAGAACAUAAUGUUGUGUAGAAAAAACUCAGGUUUUGAUGAUAGAGGAUCAGUGCCAGUGCACUUAAACGUGUAUGAUUUAACACCAUUUAAUGUCUAUGCAUAUUGGCUUGGCCUUGGAGUAUAUCAUUCUGGAGUUCAAGUUCAUGGUGUUGAGUAUGCAUUUGGAGCUCAUGAGUAUCCGACGACUGGGAUUUUUGAGGGAGAGCCGAAACACUCUGAUGGAUUUACAUAUAGGAAGACAAUUUUGAUUGGGAAAACUGAUAUGAGCCCUUCAGAAGUGAGGGCUGUAAUGGAGGAUUUGGCAGAUGAUUAUAAGGGAAAUGCAUAUAAUUUAAUCACAAAGAACUGUAACCAUUUCUGCAAUGAUGCUUGUAUUCGACUCACCGGAAAUCCAAUCCCCAGCUGGGUCAAUCGCCUCGCCCGAAUCGGGUUUUUCUGUAGUUGUGUUCUUCCAGCGACUCUAAAUUCGACUAAAUUCCGGCAUCAUAGAAUAGAAGAUAAAGCAUUUGAAGGGGAGAAGAAGAAAUUGACAAGCGAAUCAAACAGAUUAGCAUCUUCGAAUUCGUCUUCAUCAUCUUCGUCGUCUCCUUCCGGGACUCAAGUUCGCGGUAGAAGUAGAACCAGGCGAGCUCUUCCUCCAUCUUCCCCUUUGAUUUUUGGUUCUUCAUCUUCUUCAUGUUGAAAAUGUUAAAUUUUUUUCCCUCAAUGAAAGCAUAAUUUUAAUUAUUUCUGUAAUUCUUUCUUGUGAUUGGACGAGGCUAACAUUCGCUGAGAAACUUCGGCAGUGGCAGGAAUGUUACACAUAGUUGUACGAUUGAGUGCUUCACUUCAUUUUUUUUGUUGUGUCGGCGCAAUUUUAAAAGAAAUUUGACCUCCAUUUUUGUUACCAAA